Messenger RNA from Nomia melanderi (Alkali bee), 9176 nucleotides. RefSeq lists its product as uncharacterized. Gene Ontology annotation, cellular component: plasma membrane; apical junction complex. NCBI's taxonomy places the organism in Eukaryota, Metazoa, Arthropoda, Insecta, Hymenoptera, Halictidae. Gene Ontology annotation, biological process: cell-cell junction organization. The record is from RefSeq and is a predicted model, not a curated record.
UAUUUACCCCGCGGUGUAAAGCUGGAUCUCGCGCUCUCCCGGUGUCCUUAAGUCACGUUCUAUUGUUCGCGUCGUUUCUCGUGGGUUGCCUCUUUCAUCGUUCCGGGGGGUUCCGUAACGUUCGUUCUACGGCUUGUGCUUUCUCAAUGGUGAACGGUUAGAGAUCGUGCGCCAUGUUCGCGCCGCGAGCAGCACGCGAUUCACCGGCUACCGUGGCAAGUGAUACGUUUUUUUCUGCCGUCGAGCAACGGCGAGUGGUGUGCGUUUAAAUACCGUACCAGGGUACGCCGCGGUGUGUGCUUGUGUGUUUAUGGUGCGCGGGUAUGCCAUUAAGAAGGCAAAAGUCCUAGUGGUAGUAAACGACAAGGCGAGAGCACGCUGUGGGACCGUGGAAUGCGCGCUGACAGACAACGAAACAGGAAGGAGGGUAACGGAAAGAGCGACCGGGUAGAGGAAAGAAGUGGAGUAUGAGGGCCCCGGAGGAAAAACGCAAGGCACGUUCACAGCUCGGCGAAGCGGUUAAUGAUUGGGAGUCACCGAACACAGCUGGCCACGUUCCUGUCGCCUGCAGCUGGAGAUGAGUACGAACGAGGUGAACUCGUCGACGACGACGACGUUGACGUCUUUGGCGCUGUCGUCGUCGCCGAUACUGGACGCCGCGGCCGAAGACGAGGAGGAGCCACCGACCUUGGGCGAAUCCGGCGGCAUGGAUCUGGUGAACGGGCCCAAUCCGUGGCUUCCGGCGUACGGCUUCCAGCUGCAACAUCAUUCCCAUUUUCAACCCACGCACGAGGAUUUACGGGCUAAUGAUACGGUGCUAGUGCAGCAAGUCGACUUUUUAGAGACGAUUUUAGAAGAGACCUCCGACGAUCUACAAAGUGAUUCUGAUCGGAGUGGUACAACGUAUUGGGUUGGCUCGGAUUCAGAGACCGAGAGCGUAAUCCACAUUCGGGCGAAGCAGAGAUCGGCAGAUGGUAGCGGUAGUGAGUGCAAUUCCGUUGUACCGAAGAAGAGACGACGAAGGAACAAUGGUACCAGUGAUCGCGAUCACCAGGUGACGUUUGAGGAUUAUCCACCGUCGCCCAGGUCUUCAAGAUCCUCUGCAUCGUCGAGAUCAAGCUCUCUUCUGCAGUUUGAAUCUUUGGAGAGAACCUGCGCCACCCUGUCGCCUUCCAGCUACAGCUUUGACUCACUGGAAUAUUCGAACAGAUCGAAUGCUUCUCAUCCCGAAAAUACAUCCCCGGAUAGCCUUGAGCAGGACUACGAGAAAGUCCUGCCGAACGGUUUCGGAAAUGUGGAUCAUUUCUCACGGCUCCGACCUUAUCGCAGCUUUGAGAGUCUGGAUACUUGCCAGAAAGACGACGAGUUCGGGCCCAGCGGGCUAACCAACGGAUUCGCACCUUUGUACCUGAAACGUAACUCGGACCUGUCGAGGAUACGACGAAAUGGUCAUUGUCCAAGGGAUUUCUGGCACGAGGACGAUGAGUACGAGGAUGACGAAGACGAUGAGGACCUCGAUGACGACGAGGACCGUCUGCUGAAGGACACCCGCGCGUGCUCGGAGAUCGAGGACCGAUUGAUGGUGUUUGGGGAUUCUAGCUGCAACUACGCCACUUCCGUCGACUAUAGGAACACGAUCGAUCUACGGGAGAUCGGCAUCGAGUCGAAGAGAGACGCUCUGUUGGAUCUAAAGUCCGGCCAGGCGGCGGUGUCGGGUUCGUUUCGGCUGCUGCAGACCCGUUUAAAUAUAGCCGGGGGCAUGGCGCACGGUCGCGGCGGCAUGGUAGCCGAGCAUCAUCAUCAUCACCAUCAUCAUCACCACCAUCACCAUCAUCAUCAACAGAAACAGCAGUCGUCGCCGAGUCAGUAUCACGAGUAUGAGCAUCGCGAGCACCAGCGGCAGCACCAGCACCACCGUCAAGGGUGGAGCAAGGAGGAGUGCUUUAAUUUUAGAUUCACGGAUAAAUCUCAAAGCGCGCCCAGUCUGCCUAGCAGCGUCGACGAAUCCGCACACGGUCCACGCUCGUUGGUCGCGCGUACCUCAUCAAGGGCAACCUCCUUCGUCUCCACGUCAAACUUAUUCGAGAACUACACUAGGGUUGCAAGCGUGCCCGUCGACCUUAAUCUCUGCGGCUCGUACACGUACGAUGAUUCCGGUUGUCCGGAAGUGAGCACGGACGAUCACGAAAUGGCGGAGGUCACCAAGAUACACGAGAAGAAGCGGCUGGAGGCCGUGGAGGAUAUCCGGCAGAACGGCAGCGAUGAAGACACCGUAGGAACAGCGCAGUUGAAAAGUUCUUUGACAAGCUCGGUGAGGACGCAGGCGCCUCAACACGUGCUAGUAGACGGCAAGUUGGACCACGAGAAAAUGGAGGAGAAUUUACAAGAUCUGGAAGAAAACGAGUGCUUAGGCGAUCAUUGCCCGAAUCCCCGAGAAAAGAAGCAAGUGACUUCAACGGUGAAGACUCAGGAUCGCGGUAACUGUGUACUGGACAUGGCGAUGGCCAUGGAGAACGACAUCGGUGCAGUGGGUGAGGCAAUCAAGCAGUUCAAGCGCGAGGUUGAGGAGGCAACCAUGGUGAACGGCAAGAAUUUGGACGGUGUCCAGAGAACGUUGUCCGGCAGACUGCGGACCCACCGAGUGAAGAAUAAUGCUAGUUACGAGUUGGCCCAACAAUUUGAAAUCGACGAGAAAAAUUUCCGGUCCAACCGUGUACGCAAAGAAGGUGCUAGCGAUAGUGAAUCCAGUCCGAAAUCGCCUAGAAGUGCUUUCGGUAACAGGAGACGCAUAUUGAACAAUGCCAGUUAUGAGCUGGCCCAACAGUGCGACUACAUAAAUGCGUUGCAGUCAUCCAGGGGUGCUUUCCAGCGGAUGGACGCGUGCGAUGAAUUGGAGGAGCACGCCACUGCGCGAUCACCGCGAAUUAGGACGGUCACCGACAUGGUGCAUCAUAUGAGCAGCAGCUCAACUUCAAAUCUGCACAGCCACGAGCCUUAUCAAGACACUAGGAAAUACUCUAAAUCCACUGAAGACAUAUUCUCCCAAUUUUCGAAGGGUCCGUUCACCAGGGUACCGAUUAACCAGCUCGGUGAACGGUUGAAAAAGCAAGAGGAAGAGUCUCUAUUCAGCCAGGUAAAAAAAAACUCGGAUCCAUUUUCAGCCUGUGGAGAAGAUCGUAGUGGGCAUCCCGCAGUAGCCGACGAGAUAGAUUAUCCCUGCUUGGAAACCAAACCCAUAGGAACUUCCAGCCUCGAGGGGGGCUUACGUAAAGAACCAACCGCCUGGGAAUCUCGGGACCAAACCCCUGAACGAAGAAACACGGGAACCUUAGACCAGACAACCCACUAUAAUGAUCCUCAACCCGCAGACAACAUUAGUUUAAAGAAAUCAUACAUCGGAGAUUUUUACCCGGAGAACAUGAAACGUACGCGUCAGCAGGAGGAGCAGGACGAGGAGAAAGAGGAUGAGGAGGUAGACGGUCGGUCGCCGGAAGUCGCGGCCGACGGAAGCGUCGUCGACUCAGCGUUGGAGAUGAAUGCCGGGGAACAGCGACUUUGGAGGGUCGUGGUGGAAAAGCAGGCCGCCGCGGAGAAAGAGGUUUCCGCGAAGAUGGUUGAAUCAGACGAGGAGGAGUCAUCGACGGUGGUGGAGGAGAUUAUCGAAGAAAGGAAAAGGACAGAGAACGCACUGGAGGUGGCGGCAGCGGCAGAAGCAGCGAGGGGACACGCUGUCCACGGUGCUCGCUCCCCCCCACCCGGCGGUAGCAGCAAUACCGACGGUCUGGAGACCGGAGAACGGAGUGGGAAUCCAGUGGCGGCCGUGGUAGUUGAUACGAAUCAUCGCGGUGAUCGCGACAAACGUCACGAGGAGAACGCGGCGGCAACUACGGCCGCGCCGGUCAGGGUAGAAGACGCGAGGAUGUCGUCGCCGGCGGCGACCGCGAAACGGUCCGUCGUAUCGGUAGUGUCGCCUAAGAAAGACGCUACCAGGUACCAGAGGAACAUGGUGGUGGACGCUAACACAGGUACCACCGCGGUGGUGAAAGAGGAAAGAAAGAAAGGUGGCCUAGGGGGUUUCCUCCAGAGAUUCUCCAGGCUACGGUUCAGUGGUAGAUCGAAAGUGCCGCGGUCUGAGGUGCAGAAAAAGAGCAGUGACUCGCACGGCCAAGUGAAUCGCGGCAAGGUGAACAACGACGAGCAACAGACUAAAAAAGAGCCGGAUUAUAUCAUAAUUCCGCUACAUCCGCCGGAAGAGGAGAGACAAAGGGAAGAGGAUGCCGCGCUGGAGACGAAAACGGACAUCGGCCGUAGGCCCGUCGGGGACGUGCAACGCAGUUCGUCCAACGUCAGCGCGAACGGGAGGGCGCCAGUGUCCAGCAAGCCGCCCCUGCCUCCGCAGCCGCCCCGCGUCGGGGCGCUGAGCUCGAGACCGUCGACGGGCGCGUCGUCGUCGGCGUCUUCGUCGCGCCGACGCGCGGCUACGGACCUUGGGAAUCCGGCGGCCAUCGAGAUGGCGAGAGCCCGCACGAUGCAGGCCGCCCAGGAGCGUCCGGUCGGCCUGCUCGAGACCGACCUCGACGAGGCCGUGCCGUCGACGACGACCACCGCCUCAGCGAACUCCGCCGUCGCCUCCGCCGCAGCCGCCGCCGGUAAGAAGACCAGGAGCCUGCUCAAUCUGAAUCACACCUCGACCGCCCCGCGGCCCAGGCCAGAGCACGCCCUCCACGUACCCCAGUCGCCCGUCGGCGCUUCGCAUAGGAGCCCCCAAGACGACGGCGCCUCGUCCACCAUCAAUCAACGGCCACACAAAUCCAUGGAGUUCCUCCUCGACAAGGAGAACCUGCAUUUCGUCAAGCCGCCGGAGAACGAGUUGCAGAAAAUUGGCGAAAGAGUGCCGAGCGAACACGAACUCAGAGUGCAAAGAUCCCUACAACGACUGAACGUCCCGGAUUGGUACAAGAACUCUCCCGCAGCUCGCGAUGGUUUCCGGUUAAAGAGGCACUCUGACGCAUCGCAGCACGGAGGAUGGCGUGCUCUGGGCUCGAAAACCACUUCCCUCUCGUCUCUAUCGUCGUCUUCCAAUAGGCAGCCGACUACAGGUGCCCUUCUAAGUCCAAGUCCUACACCACCUGUAUUCUCGAGAUGGAGUACCAGUCUGCUGAACAGCGCCGGAAGUUCGCCAGCAAGUUCGGCAAGGUCGUCUUUCAACCACCGACAGCCGUACUUAGGCUGGCGUUCCCAGGAACGAUUGACAAAUCCACGAACACCGGCCGAACGUCUUGCUCAGGGUAUUCUUCCCCAGUUGCAAGCAGCAAGCAAGCAGCAACAACAGCAACAGCAGCAACAACAGCAGCAGCAGCAACAACAGCAACAGCCGCAGCAGCAGCCGCAGACAACGAAUCAGCAGCUAGAAGUGAGAAACUCGAUAAAGGAGGUAACCUCGGCCAUUGUGCACUACGUGCAAAGCGGUCAGGAGGUUGCUGGAGGUGGCAGGCUCUCGCCUCGACCUCGACCAGAAGACUGGGACGACAGGGGCGGAGCAAGGUCAACCAGCCCCAGAGGGAGCGUGAAGCUGUGUUGGAUGGAGAGCUCGUUCGUCGGCACAAGACCCGUGGACUCGCCGGAGACGCCGAUGAGCUUAGCCACGGAGACCGACUGCUGUCCCGGCUGCAACGCUACGGCCACUGAAUCUUGCAGUUGCAUGGACUCCGCCACUUCCGGUCUCUUCUUGGACCUGACGCCGACCCGCGAUGACGGUCAACAGCACCAUCAGCAACAGCAACAGCAACUGGGCGGCGGUGGCAGCUUAUGCCCGUCACCGUCCUCCUCGCUCAAUUACCACCACCAUCCCCAUCACCAUCACCGUCAGCUCCAUCAGCAGCAACCGCAGCAACAGCAACGCCAUCACCGCGGAUCGGGCCAGAGUGAUAUGGACGAGGCGAUGGCGACGGCAGCUCUUCUGCGGAACAAACCGAGCCCUGGCUCCACGACCCUGGAGGACGUCCUUGACUCCCUCCUCGGGCUGCCAUCCGCGUCGCGUACCCCGAGUCCCGGGCCAGGACCAGUUACCACUGGCGCAUCCGCCAGCAUGCGGCAUCGAACUAACGUCGGACAGGCGAAUGCGAAAGCCGGGAAGAGCUGCAGCGACCUACGCCAAGACCUCCAAGAGUCCGCUAGGAGCGUGAUGGACGUGCAGGGCGCCACGGAGGAACGCGCCUCGUAUUACGUAGGUGAGCUGGUCAGACGGAAGAGCGAGGGCAGCGACACGAUCCCCUCGAAGAUGUCUACGAGGGGCGGCGGUCCGUUGCGUCACCGACAGAUCUCGUUCGACGGCAACCAGGAGGCGAACGGGCUAGUUGCAGGCAGCGCUGGGGAGAAGAUGGUCCGUUGCCGAAACAACAAGUGCAGCAACACAGCAACCUUGGCCGAGGCGAGAAAGACCUACAAGAGCUGUCACAAUUGCACCUGCCUGUACUGCUCGAGGGAAUGCAGGAAGGCGCACUGGCAGCGGCAUCGGCGCACCUGUCUGCAUUCGAGGGCCGGCAGCCUCUGCAAGCAGGUGUUGUCCUCCGCGAAAGAAGAUCCGAUCACGCUGAAGCACAUCUCCGCGCUGGCGAAACGCGGCUACGCGUUCCACGGCCGAGGCGCUGUCAAGUGUUUCUUCUCUAGCCCAGAGGCCGCCGAGAAAUUCGUCGCUAACGGCUUCACAGAGCUAGGCAAGCCAACCUACAUUAGAUGGUCGGACCUACUGGUCAGCGAGAUGGGCGAGCUCCUGUACGCCGAGGUAAUUAGACUAUGCAAGUCAUACAACCCGGACACCAGGCUGGUGCUCUACGUGGCGGUGUGCGUGGUUAGCGAGGUGCCGACCAGCGGUGCUGUGAAAUGGGAGCGUCAAUUGGUGUCCAGGUGCGCAAAGAUCCACCUGGACUCGGCCAGCAGGCACCACACCUCGUCGUCGUCGGCCUCGCCGCAGGGCAGGCAGCAAUCUGCGUCACCGUGCAACAUUACCAGGGAGAUGGAGUCCCCGGAGAUGCUGGUCUUGACGUCCUUGCCGGGCAGCGACGGCCAGAACACGCCGAAGAGGAUCAGGGAGAUCAGUUUCACGAAUAUACAGAGGCAGCUGAAGCUUAGGGGUGUAUCGCUCAGGAGACAUUUCCCGCAGGUGUACAGGAAGCUGCGGGCAUACGUGGACGGGACUGUAGACAAGUUCGCGCCGGUCACCAUCUACCCACGCGACCAGGCGUCCGGGAAGAGCUUCAUGUGCAUCAUCAUGCUGGACGUAGAGCCGGAACGCCUUCAGCUGCUACCGACAGACUCGUCCAGGGUCCGAACGGUCGACAUCAGCGUUGAGCAAGAAUGAACGCUGAACAGACGCACCGUAAUCCGCUUGAACGAUUUUUUACCGAAGUUUAACGAUGGUACGUUUUUGCUGAUCUGAUCGAUGGGUGUGGAAAUGCGAAGUGUGAUUCGGAGGAGGUUACUGGAGAGGUCUUGGUCUACCACUGCGUGUAGUCUGUGAGCGAAACAACUGGAGAACAGAGGUUGUUUCGCGCAUAUAGGAAAUCAUCGAUGACAGCGGAGGAGAGAUGAUUGUUCUGCCCCCGAAUCGAGGACCCGUUGACACGGUCAACACGACCACGCGACUCGACGCGGAUCAACGAACACUGAAAAUGUCUACGGUCAGACUUUGUCCGUUGCCGAUUCUCUCUAGCCUUGACUCGACCCGAGAUUGGUCUAAUUGUGUACUUAUAGUUUCGCGGUGAGCUUGUACACGUUAGAAUCGCGCAAGGAAUCGUUGAUUUAUCGUUCGACUCGUGGGGUGUACACGUUGAUUAUGCACCGUCGAUUAACGACUGUUCGUUUUCGUGGGCAUUCAAGGAACGUGUAUCCCGACGUUUAUCAGUUUCGUUCGUAGACCUUGCCCGCGGACCUUAGGGUACUCCUCUGAUUGCUUGUAUUAAUCAAAAGGAAUUUCCUCGAUUUGGUUGUUGCUCUAUCAGAUGUUUAUUGAUUACCACGAUCGUCGUAGAUAUGUAAUUGGACAGCGGUUCCACGAUUUCAAUGCUCAAAACAUUUUCUUCAGCAUGAAGAGUCUUAGCGGUGUUUGCUCGUCGCUUCUGGGAGACUUUAAUACAUUGACUAUCGCAUCGUUUGUUUAUAGCGAAACUACGAUUUGUUGAUUUUAACGAGAAAUUUUAAGCAGAAAUUGUUGAAACUGAAUUCUAUUAUAAUUAAACGAUAAUUUAACGAUUUUGUCCUGGAAAUAUAAUAUUCGAUGCAAUGGAGUGUCAUGUUAAAUUUAAAACUUCUAUAACCUGUGUAACUCAUCUUUCAUUUUUGAAGGCCUUUGAUUUGACAAAAAAAUAUCAUCAUUGAUGUAACGUUAAGCAGGAAAGCUCUUGAUAAAAAGAAUCGAAAUUAGCGGCCACUGUAUUAAAGUACAAAGCAACGCAUUUCAAUAUCAAAAAUAAAUAUUUCUAUAUCAACAUUCUUCAUUAUAUAUUUAGUGAAUGGACUGCGGAUUUUAUGCAUUUACAAUACAAUUUAAUACACGGGUCACAAUAAGAUAAGAAACUUUAUACUCACUUAAUUAUAUUGUUACGAGGUAUAUUAAAUUGUUACACUUACUUUCGAAUCACCUUAACAUUCGAUUCUUCCUUUUUUAAAACAAUUUAUAUUCAGUGUUAUUUUAUUACAUAUUCUUCGCUGUUAAUAGAUAGUAUUUAUUCAUUAGUAGGUACAUAGGUAGGUCACAUAAUUUUAUCUAGAAAACCAUUUCUUUUCAAUCGCUAGCGGAGAACUUAUCGUCUUUCAUGCAAUUUAAGACUUCUUUCAAUACUUUCUGCAUUAACAUCCGCACUCUGCUCACGAUCCUUCGAGAAAGGUAACCGCUGGCCGUGUGAAACGAAUCAAACAUUCAAAACUCGACAGAUCGCUUUCGAAAGUAACGACGAAUAAGUAUCUUGUUGUCUUUUUGUUCGGUUUGAAUGUAGUUACGGUUGUAUUUUUUGAAUUCUAUCGGAAAUAUAUAUAUAUAUAUAUAUAAAAAGAUUGAAAAUCUCUAAACGUCAUCAGAUUGGCUCGAUCGCGAGUGUUCUAGAGAUCUAUUGUAUUAGAUAUCAAGUCUGUCUGACGGCGUCGACAAAAUGACGGGAGCGUGGAUCGCGAAAUUUAUC